This is a messenger RNA of Penicillium brasilianum, 3289 nucleotides long. The record is from the annotation of a GenBank genome assembly. Lineage: Eukaryota; Fungi; Ascomycota; Eurotiomycetes; Eurotiales; Aspergillaceae.
CGCGGAUACGAGGGCUGCUGCUGCUUUUGGCUUUUGGCUUUUUCUCUUUGUAUUGGCCCACAGCCCCAAGAGCCCAAAGCCCAAAGCUCAACUUUGGACCAUCUCAGCUCCAUCAAUUCCGAAUAUGAUCUCAAUGUGAUUCUCAUCCGAUCUGCUCUCAUUCUUCCCAUCUAUUGUCUAGCCCAUCUUCCCUCUCUCUCUCUCUCUUCUUGGAUCUCCUCACAUUCCACCCGGACGCCACACCUCGUUCCUCCGAGGACAAGAUGUUCUCGUGAACCUCUCGUGGACCACGAUCCUGAAAGUAUAAAUUUAGAAACCAUCUACCCAAUCGCCAUUCACUGCCGAUCCUGCAAACCUCCACUCCAUCAGCCUUCCCGCUGCGUUGUUCCUCUUCGUGUACACACACGUCUUCCCCCCCACUCCCCAUCUCUCCCUCACCACAUCCCAUCCUUUGGCUCAUGGACCUUGAGGCCCUUGGACCGUGACCCUGGAGACUUGAUACAAGUCAUGCCCCUCUUCAGGAAUAGAAAGUCCAAGUCUCCGUCCAAUCCGCCAUCCACUCCUUCUCCCCCGUCUCGAUAUCAUCCUGCCCGCUCCGUGGAACAACUGGGUCACCCCGCGUUCGUUGCUCCACCGCCCCCCAUCAACGCCCUCAAUAACAACAGCAAUCAACGACUCGACCACUACCCGGAUCAUCGCCCUUCUGAUUAUCGUCCGAACUACGACGGUUCCAGCUCAACCUCCACCGACUUGGCUCCGCCACCACCCUCACAUCAGCGGCCACCGCAGCUUCAGGAACGACCACAACCCGCCUCGGUGCAUCGCUCCCAGAGCCAACGUCAGCCCCACCUGCAACAACGCGACCGACCGACGGCCGCAGUCGCCCCCGAGGACCCCCAACCUCGUCGUUCAAAAAAGAGCUUGUUCGUGCGACCGGCGUCCGGGUUUCUCGAGCGCAGUGUCUCCGUCAAGGGGAAAACCAUCUCCCAUCCCGUCUCCCAGCCCACGUCGCCGCAGCAAUCCCCUCACAAUCCCUUGAGCCUGACCGACCAGGAUCAGUACGGUCGUCAUCCACAGAGUUAUUCGGCCAACUCGUCCCCCGUCUCUAAUUCUAAUAUUCCCCCGUAUGAACCGCGUUCCGCAUCCUUAGCCUACCAACAGCAGAACCACCAGCAGCAAUCCCAGCGAGCCUCGCGCGAUAACCUCGACUGGCCCCCGCAGCAACUAUCGCAACAACCACCACCACCUGCUCCUCCACCACACCAAUCGCAGUCGCAGUUGUUGCAACAGCCUCUACCACCGCAACAACGCACUUUCCCCUCCCCGCUCGAGCGCUCCAGUACCGAUCCAAGCUUCCUCGAGCAGCCUAGUAGCCGCCCAUCGCCCACCGACGCGCCGCCCGAGUCGCCUCGUUAUACUCCAGAUCACCAGGGCCAUCGGCCCCAACCGUCCCAGUCACGUAUCCAGCAGGACCUGGUAUUCCAUUCCCGGCCCCCAUCCCGGCAGACUCUCGAGCUCCUUGCCCCAUUCGGUCCGCAAAUCCAUCCUGACGCCAUGCAGCAGGCUUCUUCACAGGUGCCGCCAUCCCAGAGCCAGUCGCAAUCGCCGCAGCAGCAGCAGCAGCCACCGCCGACUCCCAUUGCGAACGAUCGGGCCCUGGCCGACUCGAGUCGACAGGGUAGUACCGCUCAAAACAUGCCAGAACCGGGACGGGGCACUCCAACCGGGACGCGGACGAUCGAAGACCCGAGCGAGAUUGACGUGCGGGCAUUGCUGCAGAAACAUGAGGAAUUACAAACCAAAUACUCCAAGGUGAAACGGUAUUACUUUGACAAGGAAGCGCAGGUGCAGCAUCUUCAGAAUACGGUGGCCCAUCAGCGUAUGGCCGUGUCUCGGACUGUAUUAGACGAUAACGAAUACGCAAACCGAUUUACCCGGUUGGAUGGAGCGAUCAAGGACCUGGCCUUUUCGGUGCGCAAAGAUUGGCGGGGCAUUCCCCCGUGGCUACAUGGGUUGGUGACGGACGAUGCGACUACCGUCGGUACGAAGGAGAUGACGGCAGUCGGACGUGCCGUGAUCAGUCGGUGGUUAGUGGAAGAGGUCUUUCAACGGCAUUUCCACCCCGCCUUGGACCCAGCCCUAAGCAUCCAGCUCAAGAGUAUCGAGAUGAACCUGCGACGACAGCAGAUGCGACAGUCUACCGAUGAAGAACGCGAGAACGCGACCGUGCGGCUCUCAAAUUGGCGCCGGACAACCUUUGACGGACUCGGCGAUACACUUUCCACCCCGGCUGCUCAAGAGCAUCGCGCAGAGCUAGUCGAACAUUCGAUCGCAGAGCUUGCCUCGUUCCUGACUAGUCAAUUACAUGAUGCAGCGUUGCCAGGUCUGGAAGCUGGUGUACGCAUGAUCAUUGAGAAUACCAUCAACAUCACGGAGAAAAUCCCACUCGAGGCCCGCGAUGUUUGCGUGGAUUAUUUCCCGCCGAACGUCCCCUUUGUCGACGGGUACAUGAAAGUGGAAGCCGGGCUGCCACCACUUCCCCACCCCCCACCACCAGCAGACCAAGAUGCCGACGAUCCUGCGGCCAUCGAGGACGACUCUUCGCCCGCUUCCGUCUCCACCGGGCCCGGGGACACCGGGUCGGCACCCGCACCCAAGCCGCAAAAGAAAUCCGUCUUUGGCGCGUUAAUGGGUCGUAAACCUACUGGCCCGGGUCCCAGUCGCGCCUCCCCCGGCACACACGAAGAAAAGCCCGCUCCGACUGAGGAACGAGAGACCGCACCACGAAUCCGUUUUGCAUCAUUCCUCACGGUCGAAGUCCGUGGUAAAGGACCGCCAAUGGUUCUCGUCAAAGCCCCCGUAUGGAUGAUCGAGUAAAUAAUUCACGCGCAAAGGUUCGUAGUUGACCGUGGCAGCGAGAGAGAUGGAGAGAGAUUUAGAGGUGGUAGGGCAGAGUGCAGCUGUACAUAAAAGCAGGAGUGGUACAUCCCAGCAUCGUGGUUACCCCAUGAUUCAAAGCAAUGAAAUCCCCCACCCCCACCCCCACCUCCUUUCGUUAUGCUGGGGUUGUGUCGGGGCACUGAUGAUCUGGUUCUUUUUUUCCCUGGAUACAUACAUUGUAUAGGGAUUGGAGUUCGAGGGUGAAUCAAGGCCAUGGAAACUUGACUACAAUGGGCGAUGGUUAAUAGCCCUCGGUGCUAUAGUCGGGUAGAUUUCCAAAUCGUUGAAAAUCACAAGUAUAGGCCAUAUAUUUGUCUUUCUUUCUCCUCCGAGCGAAUCAGGCGUUUCC